Messenger RNA from Linnemannia hyalina, 1662 nucleotides. The record is from the annotation of a GenBank genome assembly. NCBI's taxonomy places the organism in Eukaryota, Fungi, Mortierellomycota, Mortierellomycetes, Mortierellales, Mortierellaceae.
AUGGCCCCACCAGAAGGAAUGCGCAUUAUCAUUGUCGGAGGAGGGCUGGCCGGGUUGAUGAUGGGCAUCAUGCUCGACCAAGCAGGCAUCGAUUAUCAUAUCCUCGAACAGGCCUCAAGGCUCCGUCCUCUCGGCACAUCCAUCUCUCUCCACCCCGUCAUCCGUGACCUCAUGGACCAGCUCGGUCUGCUCGAGGAGAUGGAGGCUAUGUCGAAGCCCAUGCGGGGUAUCACAAUUCUGUCGGCCAAGGGCCGUCGCAUGGGUCGAAUCGACACUCGCACCAACAAGCGCAGACCGGACCUGCACGAGUUCCUGCGAUCAAAGAUCUCGCCCGAGCGGUUGACGACGGGGAAGAGGGUGAUCGACAUUACCGAGACCCAGUCGGACGUGACGGUGACCUGUAUGGACGAGACGACGUAUGUCGGCCAUCUGGUCAUCGGAGCCGAUGGAGCCUAUAGCGCCGUCCGCCAGAUCAUGUACAAGAAGCUCCAAGAGCGAGGUCUCCUUCCAGAGGUCGACAAGAAGCCCCUGCAUUUCGACAAGCAGUGCGUCGUCGGCAUGACCGCCCCGCUUGACCCGGCAAGAUACCCUGUCCUCUUGGACGAACAGUGCGAGGUCAAGGUCCUCCUUGGCAAGGACCAACAUACCUCUAUGUGGUUCCUUCCUCUGCAGGGAAACAGAAUCGCGUGGUGUGUAGGUGGUCCGGACCCACAUCAGCUGUUGCGAAGCACAGACGACACCGCCUCCCAAACCAGUCAGGGCAGCGGCAGCCACAACAGUGACAGUCGAGGCAGUCAUCACAGCAGCAGCGGCCAUGGUCGAGACUGGUAUCCCGAGACGAUUGUCGAGAUCUGUGAGGAUGUCCGCAACUUCAAGUGUCCCUAUGGUGGUUCCGUAAUGGACCUGAUCGAGGCCACUCCAAAGGGGAUGGUUUCCAAGGUCCUGUUGGAGGAAAAAAUGUAUCGCACCUGGUACCAUGGUCGCAUUGUCCUUGUCGGAGAUUCUUGCCACAAGAUCGUCCCAUUCUUCGGUCAGGGAGCAUCGCAAGCGAUCCUUGAUUGCGCCUGCCUCACUAACCUCUUCUACGAACUGCGUUCAACCGAUACCGAAUCACUCCCCCCGCUCUUCCAAGAAUACGUCGAUACCCGAAUGGAAACCUCCAAGAUUGCGUCGGACUCUUCUCGCGAGUUUGCGGAUCUGAUCUAUGACCAAGGGUUCAAGGCCGAUAUUGCUCGCAAGAUCGUCCUGAGGUAUACGCCUUCCUGGCUAUUGAGGAUGAUUACGGGGACGGUUCUUACGGAGAGGCCGUUCUUGAAGUUCCUCCGUCCUCCGACAAGGAAGAUCUACCCGAACGAGGACAAGCAACAGCAACAGCAGCAAGAACAGCAGCAGUUGAGGCAGUUGAAGCAACAGCAGUCGUUGCAGUCGCUCCAGUUGCCGUCGUUGCAGCGGUUGAAGUUACAGUCGUCGAUGCUGUCUUUGCAGGAUCUGAAGCAGCAGCAGUCGAUGCGGUCGUUGCACGAGUGGAAGCAACAGCGACAGAUGUCGAUGUUGUCGCUGGAGGAGUGGAAGCAGUACCAGCAGCAGCAGCAUUCGAUGCAGCAGAUGAGACAACAGUUGUCCAUGCCCCAGUUGGAUCGUCCUCUCCAUCGACAACCUUGA